AUGCGUGAUUCCAACUAUAGGGCAAUAUCUAGUAAUAAAGCAGCGGUAACAAUCACAGCUAGUCUCUACGAUAGGAGAGCUUUGGAUGUGACGUCAGAUAAGCCUUUAGUCAAUUCUUUAAAUUUUUUGACUUAUUUGGUGAGUUCACUGGCAAAAGUGAGGGAAACGUUGUCACUCGAUGGUGGAAUUGAGCGUUUAAUUGAAAUAUUACACGAAUGUCAUCAAACUAAUUCUAGCAAUGAUCUUUUGUUUGCCGAUCAAGAGAAGAAACUUUUAGCAGCAUGGAAAUGGACAUUGGCUUUUCAAUCGUUAGUACUUAUUGGUACUAGAGGAACAGAAGAAAUUAGACAGAAAGUUGUCAAAGCAGGCAUUCUACCAAUCAUAGCCACAGUUUUGGAUAAUUAUCUAUCACUACACGAGAACACAUUCCAUCAGGCCUCAUUGAGGUCAACGGCGAAUACUGGAAAUACGACAACAACAACAACAACAACAACAUCGACUACCGCAACUCCAAACAUACCAACAGCUUCAGUGGUAGAUACUACUUAUUACCAAACAACUCCUCCAGAUAACCCAGUGGAAAACAGUGUUACCACAGAAACCACGACACCAGCCACAGAGAACUUAUUUCGUCACUUUCAACAUCCAAAUCAAACACAACGGCCUGAUGCGGUUGGUGUGCGAGAUGGUGAAAAUACUGAUCGUACUAUUUUACAAGAAGAUUAUCAGAAUCCUAUCCAAAUAGCAACAGCUGCAAUAGAAGCAACAUCGAUUUCUAACGUUCAUCCCAGAGAAGCCAACUUUAAUGUUGAUUUUAAUUUGACAAACGAUGAUUACGAUGACUGGACAGUAGAACAAUUACUUAAAUUGAUAGCAACGAAUUGGAUGGGGAAUAACGAGACGGAUAGAGUAAAUAAUACUAUUACCAGUGAUAUUAGAAGAAGAUACGCGAUAGUGACGAUAUUAAACAAGUUGAGGGAAGAGAAACAAAUGGAGACUUUACAUGAUGAAUUUAUUAACGAAUGUGACAUUGACAUGGAUAGCAAUUUACAAUUUCUCUCCGAUAUGUAUGCAAGAGAUUUUGAAAUCAACAAAACUUGUUAUAAUCUGAAAGUUUUUGUCAGGUCUUUCACCGAUAGUGGGAUCGUUAUCCCUCGAGACGAUGACAUUGUCUGGUCAUUGCAGUUACUAGCUUACAUAUCAAAAUAUCCUUAUUUAAAAGACUGUUUACAAAACUCACAUUUGGUCUUGGAUAUGAGUAUCAGAGAUAAACAAUUGAAACUAUAUCUAGAGAGACAAAUGAAAUUGAAGAUGAAAAAAAUGUUAGCAGUGAGAUUGCGCCCUACUAUAGUUCCAAAAUCUAGGAAACAAAAGUCUUCGUACUUGGAAACCUUUCAUUCUAGUCCAUCUAACUCACCUCAAAUGGUCAGUGAUUUAAAUGAUGAUACGUUUAUCAUGGGGAAUGACAAAUUUGGAUUGUGCCAGACUAACGACUUGACUGAAACUGCAGAGCUGGGUGAAGAAGAUGACGAGGAAGAAGUAGCAGAAAAAGGGAAAAAUGGAGAAGAAGUUGAAUACGACGAUGAUUACGACGACGAUGAGGAACCAGAGGCAUGCGAUGAUGAUAGUGAAGAUUCAAUCUCUCUGAAGGAUUUGCUUGAUAUACUGAUAGAUCAGUUUGAGUAUUUACCAAAGUUAUAUGAAAGCAUGGUUGAGUGUGAGUCUAUUCUGGAUGACAGUGAACGUGAAGUUGCACUAUUUCAAAUCUACAAUAAAAUGAACAAAUGCAUAGAAGUUGAAAGUCGAAAGUUAAAGGAUACCAUUAUUGGUGCACGAUUGAAGACUAAGCGAUACCUUGAGAAAAAAUGGAAUUAUGAAGAAUAUAAAUAUUUUGAUAUUGAUGAGCAUAAUGAGGAUAAGGAUGAUUCUUUAACUGAAUAUAAAAAAGUAAGUUUAUUCCCAUUAGUAGAGAAGUUUACAUUUUUGUCAGGGACAGAGAUGCACUAUUGGGCAGGAGUAAUCAUGCGGAACAGCUGUAGGCGAAACACAGCAGGACUUCGACAAUGUGGUAAUUGUCACAAAUGGGAAGAUUUUCCAAGACAAUUUGCAAAAUGCAAACUUUGUAAGCGAGCAAAGUAUUGUUCGAAAAAGUGUCAAAUGGAAAGCUGGAAGAGUCAUCGUAACUGGUGCUUAGCGAGUUAA
This is a messenger RNA of Candida albicans SC5314, 2202 nucleotides long. RefSeq names its product Mub1p (gene MUB1). The transcript has a single exon. The coding region runs from base 1 to 2202 and encodes 733 amino acids. Gene Ontology annotation, biological process: establishment or maintenance of cell polarity; ubiquitin-dependent protein catabolic process. Gene Ontology annotation, cellular component: MUB1-RAD6-UBR2 ubiquitin ligase complex. The record is from RefSeq and is a predicted model, not a curated record. Lineage: Eukaryota; Fungi; Ascomycota; Pichiomycetes; Serinales; Debaryomycetaceae.